AUUGUACCUCGGAUUCCUGUAGGCGCCCUUCUCGCCUUGCGCUCUCUCCAGGUCGCAGUUUGACGCACUCGGGGAGGACCAGCCUGCCUGACCACUGAUACUCUCAUCUAGACAUAUAAAGACAAACUUUACAUUUCCAGACUGCGGUGCUCUCGGUGGUUCACCUUCAGUGUCGCCUCAUCUACUGUAUUUGCCUAUUUAAAUAUUCAAACUCUGUCAUCAAGGGUGAGCAAGCCGUUUGGGAAUCAAGGACUGGAGGGAGGAUAUAUGUUUAAAGCUGUUGAUGCGGAAUACAGCUUUCAGUCAGGGUAGAAGAGGAGAAGGAAUAGGCUACAGUAUCAACUGGAUAGCUUUGGUUAAAGUUUUCUGAAGUUCCCUUGGCGUCUGGGAUUGACAUGGGUACCUUGCGCGACCUCCAAUACGCGCUCCAGGAGAAGAUUGAGGAGCUGCGGCAGCGGGACACGCUCAUUGAUGAGCUAGAACUGGAGCUUGACCAAAAAGAUGAACUGAUACAAAAACUACAGAACGAACUGGAUAAAUACCGGUCCGUUAUCAAACCGGCCACGCAACAGGUCGUCAAACAGACCGAGCUGCACGAGCACCAACGAACUAAGAGACAGGCGAUAUCUGCCGAACCCACCGCAUUCGACAUCCAUGAUCUUAGCCAUGUCACGCUGCCUUUCUACCCCAAAAGUCCACAGUCUAAGGACCUGAUCAAGGAAGCCAUAUUGGACAAUGACUUCAUGAAGAACCUGGAGCUGUCUCAGAUCCAGGAGAUCGUGGACUGCAUGUACCCUGUGGAGUAUGGCAAAGACAGCUGUAUCAUCAAGGAAGGUGACGUGGGCUCACUGGUCUACGUCAUGGAAGAUGGUAGGGUGGAGGUGACAAAGGAGAGUGUGAAGCUGUGCACCAUGGGACCUGGGAAGGUGUUUGGAGAGCUGGCCAUCCUCUACAACUGUACCAGGACAGCAACUGUCAAGACUCUCACCAAUGUGAAGUUAUGGGCCAUCGACCGACAAUGCUUUCAAACUAUUAUGAUGAGGACGGGCCUGAUCAAACACACCGAAUACAUGGAGUUUUUAAAAAGUGUUCCAACGUUCCAUGAACUUCCGGAGGAGAUACUAAGCAAGCUGGCUGAUGUCCUUGAGGAGACACACUAUGAGGAUGGAGAGUACAUCGUCAGACAGGGAGCCACAGGAGACACCUUCUUCAUUGUCAGCAAGGGAAUGGUGAAUGUGACCAGGGAAGACAAGCCCAGCGGGGAUCCUGUCUACCUCCGCAGCAUGGGGAAAGGAGACUGGUUCGGAGAGAAGGCCCUGCAUGGGGAGGACAUCAGGACAGCAAACGUCAUCGCUGCAGAGGCCGUUACAUGUCUGGUCAUCGACAGAGACUCCUUCAAGCACCUGAUUGGAGGGUUGGAGGAGGUGUCCAGUAAAGGCUGUGAGGAUGCUGAGGCCAAGGCUAGGUACGAAGCAGAGAACGCUUUCUUCUCCAUCCUCAAUCUGGCUGACUUCAACAUCAUUGACACACUGGGGGUUGGUGGCUUCGGCCGCGUAGAGCUGGUCCAGCUGAAGAGUGAUGAGUUGAAGACUUUUGCCAUGAAGAUCCUGAAGAAGCGUCACAUCGUGGACACGCGGCAGCAGGAGCAUAUCCGCUCUGAGAAACUCAUCAUGCAGGAGGCCCAUUCUGACUUCAUUGUCAGACUGUACAGGACGUUUAAGGACAGUAAGUAUCUCUACAUGCUGAUGGAGGCUUGUCUGGGAGGAGAGCUGUGGACCAUUCUUAGAGACCGGGGUUCGUUUGAGGACUCCACCACUAGGUUCUACACAGCUUGUGUGGUGGAAGCAUUUGCCUACCUGCAUUCCAAAGGCAUCAUCUACAGAGACCUCAAACCAGAGAACCUUAUACUGGACCAUAGGGGCUACGCCAAGCUAGUGGACUUUGGCUUUGCCAAGAAGAUAGGGUUUGGGAAGAAAACGUGGACGUUCUGUGGAACACCAGAAUACGUGGCACCAGAGAUCAUUCUGAACAAAGGCCAUGACAUCUCAGCCGACUACUGGUCUCUAGGAAUCCUCAUGUUUGAGCUCCUCACCGGCAGCCCUCCCUUCUCUGGCCCUGAUCCCAUGAAGACCUAUAACAUCAUCCUGAGGGGCAUUGACAUGAUUGAGUUUCCAAAGAAGAUUACCAAAAACGCUGCCAACUUAAUAAAAAAACUAUGCAGAUGGUUCGAGGGCUUUAAUGGGGAAGGUCUACGGAAGGGAACUCUGACACCCCCUAUCAUCCCUAAUGUGACAUCAUCGACGGACACAAGUAACUUUGACAGCUUCCCAGAGGACAAUGAAGACCCUCCCCCAGAUGACAACUCUGGCUGGGACAACGAUUUUUAAACGUCACCCCCCACCCCCAAUACCAAAUGCUCUUCUGUCAUUGGCCUGGGGGCCUACUUCCUGAUGUAGUUUAAUUCUAAAGACUGCGAUAAAUAGGAAGAGGAGAGGGGGAAGAGAGGAAGAGGACCACAACCGCUGUGGGUCACCGAUAUGCCUUCGCUAUACGUGGCUCUGGGACUAGAAUUUAAUGACCUUAUCCUCAGUGUUCUCUCUCUCACACAGACACACACACACACACACAGACAGACAGACAGACAGACAGACAGACAGACAGACAGACAGACAGACAGACAGACAGACAGACAGACAGACAGACAGACAGACAGACAGACAGACAGACAGACAGACAGACAGAGAGAGAGAGAGAGAGAGAGAGAGAGAGAGAGAGAGAGAGAGAGAGAGAGUCCUAGAGCUACAAUAAUGCCUUUUCCUUUAGCAGAGAGCGCGUGUGAGACUGAGUGUGUGUACAAUAUAUGUGAGAGUGUAAGGACACUAUAAGGAACGAUAAAAAAAGUUAAUAAUAUAGGGUGGAAGAUGAGUUUUCUGUUGCGGCUACAGACCUGCACUGCUCCUACAGACACAAACAGACAGGCUGGGUCCAUGUUUGGAAGGCUUCCCCUCUGCACCCUGUUUUCUCUCCAAGACUUCUAUUACUAUAGCUGGUUCCUGAGGUUUGGCUCAGCAGUACCUAGUACCUACAGUAUCUGGUACCUGGACCUCCUCAAUAGGGAUACAGAAUCUUAACACUGAGUCUGACAAGCCAAACAGGUACCAAGUGCUCAUGACGAACCAGAAUGUUACUGUUUGUCCUUAAUAUUACUUUUAGAACCACAGAGUAUAUGUACAUAUCAUUUGAAGUUACAUUCUCACACAUGCACAUAGGCUGCUACACUCAUCUGCUUUACUCAUGUACACUGUAUGCAGCAGCUAGUUAGCUUAAAAAAAAAGCAACCUUUUUGUUCUGUGCUUCUGAUGGAAAAAUGAUGACCUUUCAAAUGUCCUGCUUACAAAUGUAAUCAGUCACACAUAUUCAUCCCUCAUUUCUGGAAAGCAAUUUGUUAUUAUGUUGUUAUUAACAAACUUCAUCAACAACCACAACGGUGAAGAUCCUCGGACCAUCUUUCAUUUCACAGGCAAUGAGCGAUCAGAUAAUAAAGAUUUAUUUUGAAAGUCUACUCUAUGCUCUUAGCUACACAUCGACCUUACAUGUUGCAAAUGUCUGACAUUCACAUCCUAUGAGUUGCUAUUUCAUCAUGUAGUUGCUAACCAAUCAAUAUAAAUACCAUCCCUUUAAAUAGGUAAGUCCCAUUUUCACACCACAGUAGUUUAAUUUACCAGUUCUAAUGGAAUUUUAAUGCCUUCAGUGCUGCCGUUUCUACAGUAUUGUAAAUACAGGUGCUGAAUUCAAUUUGAAUGGAUGAAAUGUUAUGAGCACUGGUUAUUGUUACUGUGUAUUGAUAUUAAAGUGCUUGAUUACUUUGUAA
Oncorhynchus mykiss (rainbow trout) is the source of this 3871-nucleotide messenger RNA. RefSeq names its product cGMP-dependent protein kinase 1. Gene Ontology annotation, biological process: protein phosphorylation. Gene Ontology annotation, molecular function: ATP binding; cGMP-dependent protein kinase activity. Lineage: Eukaryota; Metazoa; Chordata; Actinopteri; Salmoniformes; Salmonidae. The record is from RefSeq and is a predicted model, not a curated record.